This is a messenger RNA of Mytilus californianus (California mussel), 323 nucleotides long. RefSeq lists its product as uncharacterized. Lineage: Eukaryota; Metazoa; Mollusca; Bivalvia; Mytilida; Mytilidae. The record is from RefSeq and is a predicted model, not a curated record. Gene Ontology annotation, molecular function: sodium channel inhibitor activity. The coding region runs from base 66 to 323 and encodes 85 amino acids. The transcript has 4 exons. Gene Ontology annotation, cellular component: extracellular region.
UUUACAGGUAUAAUCAGUUUCAAAUCAACUAUAUUAAUCCCGGAUCCCUGAUUAUACCCAAUAACAUGAAGUAUUGUACAUGUUUUGUUGUAUUGAUACUCUCACUAUGCGUUGCAGGAUUAUAUGCUAAAAAGCAGCAUAUGGCCAGCUUUAACUUUGACCAGUUUUGUCCUGAAAGACCAACGAGAUGUGAUUAUUGGUGUAAAUUCUUUGGAUUCGAUAGAGGAGUGUGCGAAGGAAAUUGGAACGUUGAGUGUUGGUGUUAUUGGGAUGGACCAAAGCCUAGUCUUCAAGGGAAAUCAAGAAUUGCAAAUGAAAAGUAA